This is a messenger RNA of Cylindrotheca closterium, 1470 nucleotides long. Lineage: Eukaryota; Bacillariophyta; Bacillariophyceae; Bacillariales; Bacillariaceae. The record is from the annotation of a GenBank genome assembly.
AUGGGAGACGAUAAUGAGGAGUACCAGCAUAUUUUCUAUCAGCUCCAUACUCCGGGGCAGUCGCUCACUGACGUAGCUGUAAUCCAGCGUCGAAAGAAUGAUAAGUCUUUGAGUAUUCUGGCCAACCUCCAGAAUGCCAUACACAAGAAUCGUAGCCGACUUUUACAAAACCAUGACGCGGAAGACCUUCGUCUUUAUGCAAAGGGCACAACAGCGGCAAACUAUCCAAACGAGCAACCCCUCGCGAUUGAUGUUUCACUAGAUGACGAGCGAAUUCAGGGAACAUCCACAGCGUUGCCUCUCCUUGUGGUUGUAUCCUCGCCCACGCCACUACUUCCGGCAGCAAACAAUUCGUAUGAUAUGGCAAGCGUGCAUCAAAUGGUACAAGAACUGACUCAAACCGUGAGAGAAGCGACAUCUCUUCUUAAAGUCACGAUUGACGACGAAAGCGCUGUUGCGUUUUCAAAAGUGACUUCUAAAAGAUACAAUCAGGUCAUGGGCUGCAUGAAAAUAAAAAUGAAUACAGCCGAUUGGAAGAACAAGCCGAAGUUGGAUUUGUCCGGUGUGAACUUCGAAUGGGAUUCAACAAAAGAAGAUAGCAAACUAAAUCGCGAUAAGUAUAUGGCGCAUCUCAAAACACAUCUCGAGUUGCCGAAUUCGGUUACGACAUUUGACGGCUCCGAAUCGAAUGAUCUUCUACGCGCAUGGUUCUCUUUCGCUCAGCUGGAACUGAAAGGAAAUGUGGACGUUAUUGUUGUCGACGCGAGGCACAAGCUCAUUCAAGCUGCGAGAAAUCAUAUUUUAAUGGGCAUUGAGUUGAAAAAGACUGGAAACAAAGCACACGAAAAGAUCCAUAGGCAGGUUGUUCUGCAGCACCUUGCUGCAUCUCAAUUGAAUCCAAAUACUGGUGUUCUGACGUUGAUGACAGAUCUAUGCGAUCGUUGGUACUUUUAUUGGUUCAAGGAAUCUACCCCUGAACUUAUGACGUACUCUGCGCUACAAUCGGAAGCAAAAUACCUUAUCGCGCAUUUCUUAGAUGAGCCAAAUAACUCUUUCUUGCCAGAGUCCUUCCUUAGAAGAGGAUCUUGGGAUAGUAUUUUCGGUGCUCUUGAGAGCAUCCAGGAAGAAGGGCAAUCUGAUCAGGGUGGUAGGAGCCCCGAAGGCGGUAGCGACAACGUUAGCAGUAGCGAUAUAGAUGAUGUUGAACGUGAUUCAAAGAAUACUACCAGUGGCGCAGCAGAAGCUGCAAAUACGACGGAUCGACAAAACAAACGAGAACGAAACUCUGGUGCAAAGAAGCAAAUGCAAUUGGGCUUUGCUAGUUCGAAUCUCGAUUUUAUGGAUGAAGAUGAGAGGCGAGACGAAAUAUUCCGUAUGGUGUUGCAGAAUCCGCAUAAUCGCUAUUUGUUUCCCGAACCGGAAGUUGAGACUCCAGGGGAUGUGCCACCACGAGAAAUACUCCUUGGCUGA